Alternaria viburni is the source of this 678-nucleotide messenger RNA. RefSeq lists its product as uncharacterized. The record is from RefSeq and is a predicted model, not a curated record. Bases 1 to 678 code for a protein of 225 amino acids. Gene Ontology annotation, molecular function: helicase activity. Lineage: Eukaryota; Fungi; Ascomycota; Dothideomycetes; Pleosporales; Pleosporaceae. The transcript has 2 exons.
AUGAGAGCUAGCACCGUCGACGAGGCGCUCUUCAAGGAACUCAACCGUCACUGGGACGAUACCGACGAUGACGAUAACUUCGAUGGAUCGAUCAGUUCCAUCUCCACAUCCAACAUCCCCGACUGCUCCGCGUACAAGAUGGCCAAGUACGCUCGCGACAGCCCGACUGAGGAAUCAUGCCUCAUCUACACCAAGUACGCCGAUGCGAGGGCCAAGCAGAAGUGCAAAUUUGAGACCGGUCAGGUGAAGGUCUCUGGCGCUACAAUGUCUCGCGGCUCAGCCAUCCGGGAGCUCAUGAAGGCAUGCAUCGGCAAGCCUCGACUAGUCGCCGCCACCUCCGCAGCCUCUCAGCGCGAGGUCAUUCAGCGUAUUCUAGGGCUGUCAGAUGCAGACAAGUUUGACAUGGUCCUUUUCGAUGAGGCCUCGCAAGCUACUGAGGCGUCUUUGAUGCUGACUCUGACCACGGAAUGGUUCCUUGACGUGGGGCUAGUUGUCUUGGAUGGCGACCAUCUUCAACUCUCACCCGACAUCAAGUCUGAGGCUGAAAGCCCCUUCGGUAACAUUCCCGAGAUCUCACCCCUUGAGCGCUCUAUAAGGUAUACCAUGACCGGCCUGUUAUCAACCUCAUUUGUAGUCACCGUUGUCAUUACCGGAUAUGCAAACACGCCUCUGCGAUGA